Molecule: messenger RNA, 1545 nt
Organism: Musa acuminata AAA Group (dessert banana)
Lineage: Eukaryota; Viridiplantae; Streptophyta; Magnoliopsida; Zingiberales; Musaceae
Product: transcription factor NIGTH1-like
Exons: 4
Coding region: 80-1252 (390 amino acids)
Biological process (GO): regulation of DNA-templated transcription
Molecular function (GO): DNA binding; DNA-binding transcription factor activity
Source: RefSeq, a predicted model, not a curated record
CCUUCCUCCUAUUCCCUGUCCUUUGUUCUCGCUCGAGAGAUCUCAGAGGCGAUACCAUAGGGAAAGAAUCGGAUCGGCGAUGGGCCCGAUGGCGGUGGCGGAGGAGAUGGGUUUGGAGAUGAAGCUGUGCGCCAUGCGGACCGUCGGUGGCUUUCUGAAGGAGGCGUCGGCGAUCGAGUGCGGGGACGGCGGGCGGGCCGCUAGGCUGGAGGAGUCCAUCAGGAGCUUGGAGGAGGAGAAGAGGAAGAUCGAAGCUUUCAAGCGCGAGCUCCCUCUUUGCAUGCAUCUCCUCGGCGAGGUGAUCGAGGGAUUGAAUAAGGAGAUCGAGCGAUGCCGUUGCGAGAGGUUUGGGCGAGCUUUCGAAGAAUUCGUACCAGUAAAGAGUAAAGUUGAGGAUGAUGGAGGAAUAAAAGAGGAAACGGAAUACAAAGAUAAAAGGAACUGGAUGAGCUCCGCCAAACUCUGGAACGAUAAUUGUAGCCAGAACAACAAUGAUUCCAAAAAGCACGACAAGAUAAAAUUUAAAGAGAAAGAUGGAGACUCUCAUCGGAGGCAGGGGAAGGAGAACUUCUUCUCGGAACGCAAGAGCCGGAACGGCGGGGGCGCAUUCGUGCCAUUUAGAGGUCUGCCACCGUUUGCUGACAGCUGCAAGAGGGAGGAAGAGAAGCCUGCCGCCGCGUUGCCUGACCUAUCACUGCAGUCGCCUGCGAUCAGAAACCACCAUGUCAGUGGCUGCGCCUCUAGAGCUGUUGGCAAUGCGCCGGAGAUGACUCCGGCGACAGUUGGUGCCCACGUUAGCUUGCAGUCGCUGCAGCAGCAGCCACCAAGAAAGGCGAGGAGAUGCUGGUCGCAGGAGCUACAUCGUCGGUUCAUGCGCGCCAUCCAACAGCUCGGCGGUGUUCAAGUGGCCACCCCCAAGCAGAUACGAGACCGGAUGAAGGUGGAUGGGCUCACAAACGAUGAAGUGAAAAGCCAUCUGCAGGUAUAUCGCUUGCUUGUUGAUCUCAGUUUUCACGGUUUGCUCAAUGUUCUGGCCCUGCUGUUUCAGAAAUACCGGUUGCACACUCGAAGAAUGUCUAAUGCUUCAGCUAUUCCACAAGAUCAACACACUUGCUCCUCACAGCAGAGUGUUUCACAAUCCAAUUCUCCGCAAAGCCCGCUUCAGUUAGCUGGCUCUGCACUUGCAUUGUCAGUGACUGCGGGAGAGAGCUUGGAGGAUGAUGGCAAAUCAGAGAGCUAUAGCUGGAAAUGAUGUAGAUUAAAGUGAGGCUUUUAUGUACUCGAUGAAGAGACCGACAAGUGGAGAUCGAUGUAUAGAGGGAACAAAAAUUUUGCUGAAUGGUAACUGAUGAGGUUGGAGUAAUGGUAACUGUGUUCUAUAGGGAUAAAGAAGGUGCAAGUUGUGCUGACAGAGGAGUCUUGAUGCUCUCCCCUCAUAUCUUCCUCCUCUUCCUUAAUUUUCCUUGCUAAAUUUUGUGAUCUGUUUUGGCACUGUUUGAUCAUCAAGUAGAGUAUCACUUCCCCAGUGAUAAGGUUUUUCUCUUA